Caenorhabditis sp. 36 PRJEB53466 is the source of this 473-nucleotide messenger RNA. NCBI's taxonomy places the organism in Eukaryota, Metazoa, Nematoda, Chromadorea, Rhabditida, Rhabditidae. The record is from the annotation of a GenBank genome assembly.
AUGUCGUCGGAAACGAUGGAAAACUGGCCGGAAUGGCUCGUAGAAGGUGUUCGAUUCAUGGAAAAGGUUCGGGAAUGGAUCACUGAGAGGUAUAACGUCUAUUCAAAGCCAUGUAUCUCAGGUGUUUGUAGAGAUAUCGAAAUUGUGUCAACUGAUGAAAUGUACACAGUUUCAUGAUAAGUAUUCUAUUAGUUGACCAUUUUUUUAUAUCUCAAUCGGCAGCUGAGAUACACUGUUUUGAAAGUUGCAGAAGAUCGCAUCGUCAGGCCGUCCACAACGCGCCAAUGAUUUUUCUUUGCUUUGUCAUCAUCAAUCUCUCCGUUUUUAUCAUUUUUUCGGAUGUCGAGGAGGAACGCGAAAAUCUGUCGCUUUCCCGAGUUCCGUACCAAAUCGACCCGUUGUUCGAGGUCACUUCCAACUAUUUCACUUGUUUCAAUCCAUGGUACAAAAGGAAGGAAAUGAAACGCUUUUGA